Molecule: messenger RNA, 753 nt
Organism: Aegilops tauschii subsp. strangulata
Lineage: Eukaryota; Viridiplantae; Streptophyta; Magnoliopsida; Poales; Poaceae
Source: RefSeq, a predicted model, not a curated record
AUGUGUCUUCUGCAUAAAUUAAUUAAAAAAGAUCAUGUGCCCGUCAUCCUCGACCUCCACUCACCGUCCUACAACGCGUGGCGCACCUACUUCGCGCUUUUGUUCCGCUCCUACCGUCUCAUCGAGCACGUUGAUGGGAGCGUCGACUUCCGCGACAUGAAGGACGACGACGAGUGGCUUGCCGUGGACGCCUGCAUCGUCAAGUGGCUCUUCCUCACCAUCUCUCCAGGCCUCUUCAACAUGGUGAACUCCCGUGACCCCUCAGUGUACGCCAUGUGGACACGGCGGUGCGAUCUCUUCCUCGACAGUCAGCUCCAACGCCGUGUCUUCCGCCAAGAUGAAUUCUUCAUUAUGCAGCAAAACGAUCUUUCGAUCGAUGAGUACUGCACGCGGCUGAAGGUUCUCGUCGACGAGCUGCGCGACGUCGGCAUGAACAUCGACGACUCCGUCCUCCUCACCAACCUCCUUCGGGGCCUCCACCCCGACCUCGGCCAGUCCGCCGCCAACCUCUCCCUCGUCACGCUGACAUACGCGAAGGCGGUCACGUACCUUCGUAUGGAGGAGAAGCGCCUCCGCCACUCCGCCCGGCAGGCCACCCACGCCGCUCUUCACGUUGGCGUCGCCGCCGGCCAUGGUGCUUCCCCAACUCAGCCGGGGCCGCGCGCGUCUGCUCCUGCCCCGCCACCCGCGCCCGCGCCCUCCGGCGGCCGCAAGAAGAAGGGUCCCGGGGGCCGGGCCGCAACUCCAACAUGA